Molecule: messenger RNA, 1023 nt
Organism: Suillus subalutaceus
Lineage: Eukaryota; Fungi; Basidiomycota; Agaricomycetes; Boletales; Suillaceae
Product: nucleoside phosphorylase domain-containing protein
Exons: 5
Coding region: 94-1023 (309 amino acids)
Biological process (GO): nucleoside metabolic process
Cellular component (GO): cytosol
Molecular function (GO): S-methyl-5-thioadenosine phosphorylase activity
Source: RefSeq, a predicted model, not a curated record
GAUUGAUCAAACGUUUGUUUACAACUUGCAAAAUAAAAUGUCUCAAACAUCGCAAAUUGAACUUUCUGAGUGCUAACAUCUCAUUCUGAUAUCAUGACCUCCAAGGAUGUGCUCGUCGGUGUCAUCGGUGGUAGUGGGCUAUAUCACCUUGAUAACCUGUCUUUCGUGGAGAAGGUCAACCCAGAGACUCCUUGGGGAUACCCAUCUUCGCCCAUUACCAUUUGCUCGCUACCUUCAGGAUCAAAGAUUGCCUUCCUGGCUCGUCACGGGCAGCACCAUUCGAUUGCACCGUCAGCAGUCCCUUCUCGCGCUAACAUCGCAGCUUUGAAGUCAUUAGGCGUCCGGGUUAUUCUUGCAUUCAGUGCUGUUGGCUCGCUCCGCGAAGAGAUCACCCCGGGAUCUUUUGUCAUUCCUACCCAGAUAAUUGAUCGCACGAAGGGCAUACGCCCAGCCAGCUUCUUUGAGGGCACGAAGAUAGUCGCUCAUGCUGCAUUCGGUGAUCCAUAUAGCGUGAAGUUGAUCCGCUGGCUGGAGCUAAGAGUAGAGAAGGCUCUUGCAGACGAAGGCAGAGGAGUGGUUCUCCACAAGGACAAGUGCAUCGUUUGUAUGGAAGGUCCUCAGUUUUCCACCAGGGCGGAGAGCAUCAUGUAUCGAGCGUGGGGUGGGGAUCUUAUUAACAUGAGCGCUUUGCCCGAAGCCAAGUUAGCUCGGGAGGCGGAACUAAGCUACGCGCUAAUCGCAACUGCCACAGACUAUGAUUCAUGGCGUCCUCAUUCGGAGGCGGUCACUGCCGCGGAAGUGUUCAAAACCCUGCAGGAUAAUGCUAAUACAUCGAGGCAUGUUGCAGCAGCCGUUCUUGAAGACCUUCAUGCUGCCGCGUUGGAUGGGGACAUUCUGAGUGAAGAAAUGGGCGGCAUGCGUUUCUCUAUCAUGCCGAGAAGUGGCGAGCAGGACCAAGAAAGUAUCAAGAAGCUGGCCUUCAUACUACCCGACUACUUCACGCCAGGCGAUGUUGCUAACUAG